AUGCGUCGUCCAUCUACCUCAGAGCUCCUUAUCGUCCUCGUCCCAGUCGCCAGCCUAAUAUUCGGCAUCGCCCAGGUAGAUUCUGUCCAGUCCUCGGUGCAGCAUGCAAGCCGCGAUGUUACGCUGAUGCAGUGGCCGCCGGCUCCGAUAUUCGGGAGCGACGAGCUGGCAAGCGUACCUUCAAAUUUGGCACGGGGCGUCAUUGACGGUCUGUUGGCCGCUGGAGCCAUUGCCAUCGUUGCAAGUAUCUCUGCAGUGUUGCAAGCAAUCAACAACGUUCUUUAUCCCGGCUCACUUCCUAAWCAAUGGCAUAUGAUUUAUCGUGGAAUUCUAUACCCAUCGAUAUUGGUAAUCUUGGGCAUUUUUAUAUAUGCAUGCGUCGAGGAAUCCAGGAGUUCCAGAUGGCAAUUCAGCGAUACCAAUUCUACGGUGGGGAGAUUUGCUCCUGAGGCUUGGAGUUGUCAGUUCAAGUCUUACUUCUCGGAAUUGACCAGUGUCUGUGACUCUGCGCGAGCCGGUCGGUGGCUUUCGAUACCAAUUCUGCUAUGUUUCUUCGUCCUCGCAUUCAUUGAUUCAUGGCUGCACCCACAGAGAGACCAUAAACGAACCACAAAAGGGUACAUACCCAGAUGA
Molecule: messenger RNA, 633 nt
Organism: Ramularia collo-cygni
Lineage: Eukaryota; Fungi; Ascomycota; Dothideomycetes; Mycosphaerellales; Mycosphaerellaceae
Exons: 3
Coding region: 1-633 (210 amino acids)
Source: RefSeq, a predicted model, not a curated record